AUGGGGAAUGGAUCUGGCCAACGGCCGCUUUCCGAAGUGAGUCCCAUGGCGCAGAGGCGCAAUUCGCCUAGCUGGAACCAAACCACCAAGCAGAUGCCGAACGGCGAGUCUCCCGCAUACGAUGUUUCGUCCUUGAACAGCAAAGCCUCACCACGCCUAUUUUGGAAGGGUCGCGAUUCCCCCUCGCCGUUCUCCAAAGGGACCGAAAACAAGUCACCAUACGACCCCGAAGGCUCAUAUUUCCCCAGCAAGCGCGCCUCAAUCGAGAACCUGAAACGCGUGUCAAAGGUUAAGAACCACAGCUUCCAGGAUGGGAGCCAGGAAUACGACCCAGCAUCAGUAGUUCUUCCAAACAGACCAUUGGCUUCUGAACGUUCCCCACAAAGGGAUAGCCAGAUGAAUGUCGCCAAAUCACAAUUUCAUGAUGAAGAUCUCGCCCAAUUCGGACGUCCAUCAUCUCCGAGCAAGGACCAAGCAUCGCCCGGCAAGUCCUCGCUGUCGAGAGGUAGCCGAUAUGGCAAAGGGUUUGACCCCCAGCAUGAUAUUUGGUCCGAGCAUGGGAGCGCUGGACAUCGACAUGCCAAGAGCGUUACAUUUGAUCAUGCUCCUCCCCAAGUUAAUGAAUACGUAAUGACAACGCCCGAUCCAUCUUCAAUCGCAUCUGGAUCGCGCGAGAACAGCUAUGAAUCCGACGAAGAGGAGGAUAUCAGUUUCGAGCAAGAGUCAUCCAUUGAGCGAGAUGAUAGCUUCGACGCCUCCCUUGAGGACAUUGAGAAGACUCCUGUCGUGCUGCCUGAAGACUGGCGAUUCAUGAGUCCCGAGUCAAAUGGCGAUGAGGAUUCGUUCAUUGAACACAUUGAGACUGAUAAGGCGGAAGACCGACCGACUUCCCGCGAAGGUCCAGCAACUCGACGCCCACGCGUAGAGUCCCUCGACUCCAACGGUGAGCGCCGUCCACUUCCACCAUUGCCAUCUGUGAACCGACUAUCCGGUGCACGUCCCUCCUCGGCUGGGAAAAUGUCUGCUGCUUUUGAGCUUGGUAGCACCAGCCAGCGGGGGCUUCCCCCACCACCAGCUGCCGCUUCAUAUAAUAAAUCAGACAUUGCCGGUGCUGUCUCUUUGGAAGAUCGACUACGUCUUAUGAUGCUCCAAGAGAAGAACCCUGACGAGAACCACGAUCAUGAACAAAUUGCGGAAGAGCCUUUGGAGCUUCCCAUGCCAGACGAUGACGCUACCCCCACAAACGGUGCGCGUGAAAAUGAAGAUGCCACAGACUUCUUUUCCCCACCAAGAAUCUCGCGUGAUUCCAUCUUGCGUGGUAUUCGCAAAGGUGAAAGCUUCGACGAAGAUGACAGUUUUGAUGACUCUUCUCAAAUCGCCUCCAGUCCCAACCAUUAUGACCAUUACGAUCCUGACAUCCCGAUUCCAUCCCUGGAAAUUGACGACAAUGACGACUCCUCUAGCGUAAUCGUGAAGCAAGAAGAUGAAGACCCCGACAUGUACUCUAUCUCUGAGUAUUAUCAGAACUCCUCCGACAACAGUCUGUCGUCUCGUGAUCAGCGAGCCAAGUACGACGAGGAAAGCAACUACUCGCUGCGCUCUGCUGCCGAAGCUGCCGAUCGUGCACAGAAAGAAAAUGCGAGCCAGGGCCAGGGCUCCGGGCAAACAACCCCAACACGCGAAGAGAAGAUUCACACAGAACAACCCGCAGAGCCCGUGGAGCCCGAAGGUGUGACCGAGGAACACAAUGAAUCCAAGGAGUCGGACAACAGCAGCUUCGAUAUGACCUCAGUGAGUCAGUCUCUGGCUCGCCCUGUCACUCCUGAGAUGCAUGACGAAGGAGGUUCGGAACCUUCGACACCAGACUCGGUCAUCCGCCACCCAGUGGAAGACGACGAUCAGGAGGAAGACGGAGAAGAGAAUAUAGAAGAGAACACGGAGGGCAACCCCACCGAGGAGCCAAUUCUUCCAGCGAACCAAGAAGAGGAGGAAACGGAGCUCUAUGAAAGCUCCUCUGACGAGUCUGUUCCCGAACCAGUCGCGACAAUCAGGGCUCCUGGAGCUGGUCUAAAGACACGCCCAUCCUUGACGCCUGCAGAUAUGCAAUCCAUGGCCGCUACCCGCCGCAAAAUCAGUGGCCAGCAUAUUCCUCCAGUUCCCCCAUUGACGAAACAGCACUCCCACGAGUCAAGCCAUUCCGAGAAGGAGCAAAACCCUACCGACUCGCCCCCCAAACUGGCGUUGCCAACUGAUCUUGCUCAGCGACAGAGCAGCUUAAUGCAGUUGGACAUUCCCUUCAGCAUUCAGGAAGAGAGCCUCGGCUCUGGUCUCAACAAGGAGUUUGAUCGUGUCAUUGAAUCCCAAAAGGUAGCUUUCCCGUUUGCUCUUGCCCCAUCGUUGCCUUCCCACAUCAACACUCCCAAGGAUCUCGCGACCACAGGAACUAGACCUUCGGCUAACACUCAGCCCCCCAAACAGCGCGGAUAUCUUAUGCGACAGAACACCAAAGUGAUCAUCGCUAGCAGCCGGAACGAAGAAGAACCUAUGCCCUCUCCGGACCAAACAGCUCAAGACCCGCGCGGUACACGAUCCGCUGGAUCAUCACCACGCAAACCCAGUCAGCAAACUUGGACCACUGUUCCGUGGAACGGGACUGCGCGCCGAUCAAGUAUCAGGCCUACCACUGGAAUCCCAAAGAAGAAGCCUGUCCCCGGUGUUGGUGGUGUGCCACCUCUUCCUGGACAGCCUAGUAAUGUGCAGGAGGCUCCCGCCACGAUUGAUGAGAAUGAACCAGCUAUCUCGGAAUCUUUCGAAGAUGGCGAGGAGCGAGGUCGCUUGUUCGUGAAGGUUGUUGGAUUGAAAUAUUGUGAUCUGCCUCUACCUCGUGGUGAGCGAUCAUACUUUGCCCUGACCUUGGAUAAUGGUUUACACUGUGUUACCACAUCUUGGUUGGAGAUGGGCAAGUCUGCACCAAUUGGACAAGAGUUUGAGCUCAUUGUCCAAAACGAUCUCGAGUUCCAAUUGACCCUGCAGAUGAAGAUUGAUGAAACCAAGUUCCAAACUCAGGAGCCUCCAACUUCACCAUCUCGUCCAAAACCCUCGGCCCUCAGCCGUGUGUUCGCAUCUCCACGCCGUCGUAAAGAGCUCGACAUCAAACAGCAAAUGCAGUCUCAGCAACAAAAGGCCAAAGACGUCAAUGCCCCUGUUUAUGAACGACUUCGCAAUCUCGUUGCCCGCGACGGUAGCUUCGGCCGCGCCUAUGUUGCACUGAGUGACCACGAGCAACAGGCAUUCGGUCGUCCACACAUUGUUGAUGUGGCUUGUUUCAACGAAUGGGCCGUUGAAGAACAAAUGAGCAGCGUCAAGAGCAAGAAGAGUGCCACAAGCGUGAACACCCAGCGUCGACCACCCUACAAGAUUGGAAAAUUGGAAGUUCAGUUGCUGUUUGUGCCCAAACCCAAGGGUGGAAAGGAUGAAGAUAUGCCAAAGAGCAUGAAUGCUUGCAUUCGCGAGAUGCGUGAUGCAGAGAGUGUUGCCGCUCGCUCCUGGGAAGGCGUCUUGUCACAACAAGGAGGAGACUGUCCGUUCUGGCGACGUCGCUUCUUCAAGCUCCAAGGAUCCAAGUUGACCGCGUAUCACGAAACCACGCGGCAGCCUCGUGCGACCAUCAACUUGGCCAAGGCCUCUAAGCUCAUUGAUGACCGGUCCUCUCUGCUCCAGAAAGAGACCAGUACGAGAAAUGGUGGCCGUCGCAAAUCCGCCUUUGCCGAAGAGGAAGAUGGAUACAUGUUUGUGGAAGAAGGAUUCCGUAUUCGAUUUGGCAACGGUGAAGUGAUUGACUUCUACGCGGAUAGCCCUGCUGAAAAGGACGGCUGGCUUCGUGUGAUGUCUGAGGCUGUCGGAAAAGGCUCUACGUCUGGUGGCGGGUCCAUCAAACCUUGGGCUGAUCUUGUGCUCAAGCGCGAGAAAAGCAUGAAGACAAAGAGCGAAAAUACUGAGCGUCGCCCGGCCAGCAGUAUUCCCACCGCUACCGCUCCUCCGCCCUCCCCAACGCGAAGCAGGAACAGUGCUAUGACGGGACCUCCGUCCUCGGCGGGAUCUGGGGCGCCGGCGCCUCAAUCCCCUCGUCCUCGCCACAAGCACACCUACUCUCAACCUGAGAUGGGCUCUGCCGAUGCUCGUCGCCAGAAAACUCGCUCUCUCAUGUUCUGA
Penicillium brevicompactum is the source of this 4212-nucleotide messenger RNA. RefSeq lists its product as uncharacterized. The coding region runs from base 1 to 4212 and encodes 1403 amino acids. The record is from RefSeq and is a predicted model, not a curated record. The transcript is spliced from 4 exons. Gene Ontology annotation, molecular function: GTP binding. Lineage: Eukaryota; Fungi; Ascomycota; Eurotiomycetes; Eurotiales; Aspergillaceae.